This is a messenger RNA of Phragmites australis (common reed), 1847 nucleotides long. Its product is annotated as bifunctional aspartate aminotransferase and glutamate/aspartate-prephenate aminotransferase-like. Gene Ontology annotation, biological process: biosynthetic process. Gene Ontology annotation, molecular function: catalytic activity; pyridoxal phosphate binding. Bases 186 to 1577 code for a protein of 463 amino acids. The transcript has 10 exons. The record is from RefSeq and is a predicted model, not a curated record. Lineage: Eukaryota; Viridiplantae; Streptophyta; Magnoliopsida; Poales; Poaceae.
CUAGUACACAAUUGGACAAUGGAGACGAGGCAACGAAACCAUCCAGUUUUUGGCACCAACCCAAGCGAAACACCCACCGGUCUCCGGCGGCGACCUACCUACCACCCCCACCCUCCCCUUCCCAAGCAGAGCAGUAUAACCCAGCCAACUCGCCACCAGCCAAGAAAGCAAGAACCGCUGCUCCAAUGGCCUCCUUCUCCUCCCUCUCCACCCACGCCGCCUCCUCCUCAACCCCAUCCUUCACCCUCCCCAUCAAGCCCUCCCCCGGUACUAGCUCCGUCUCCUUGCCCAGGGCGAGGGAGUUGCAGACGUCCAGGACCAGGAUGGUGACGGUGAGGGCGGAGGCGGUGGACGCGUCCAUCAGCCCGCGGGUGAGCGCGCUCCGGCCGUCCAAGACCAUGGCCAUCACCGACCAGGCCACCGCGCUGCGGCAGGCCGGGGUGCCCGUCAUCGGUCUCGCCGCCGGGGAGCCGGACUUCGACACGCCGGCCGCGAUCGCCGAGGCUGGGAUGAAUGCAAUCAGGGAUGGCUCGACAAGAUACACGCCCAAUGCCGGGACUCUGGAGCUAAGGAAGGCUAUCUGCAAAAAGCUUCAGGAGGAGAACGGUCUAUCUUACUCUCCGGAUCAGGUGCUUGUGAGUAAUGGAGCCAAGCAGUGCAUUACACAAGCUGUCCUUGCCGUUUGCUCACCUGGUGACGAAGUUUUGAUACCGGCACCAUAUUGGGUCAGCUACCCUGAGAUGGCUACGUUGGCUGGUGCAACGCCAGUGAUUCUUCCUACAAGCAUAUCAGACAAUUACCUGUUAAGGCCAGAGUCACUUGCCUCGGUGAUCAAUGAAAAGUCACGGAUCUUGAUUCUCUGCUCUCCAUCUAAUCCAACAGGGUCUGUGUAUCCUAAGGAACUGCUUGAGGAGAUUGCUGGUAUAGUCAGGAAGCAUCCUAGGCUUCUGGUUUUAUCUGAUGAGAUCUAUGAGCAUAUUAUCUAUCAACCUGCUAAACACACAAGCUUCGCUGCACUGCCUGGAAUGUGGGAAAGAACAUUAACUGUAAAUGGGUUUUCUAAGGCUUUUGCUAUGACUGGCUGGAGACUUGGAUACUUAGCUGCCCCUAAACAUUUUGUCUCAGCCUGCGGAAAGAUCCAAAGCCAGUACACCUCGGGCGCCAGUAGUAUAUCACAGAAGGCAGGGCUUGCAGCUUUGAACCUAGGUUAUGCCGGUGGUGAAGCAGUAUCAACCAUGGUCAAAGCAUUCCAAGAGCGCCGUGAUUAUCUUGUAAGAAGUUUUAGGGAGCUGCCAGGAGUCAAAAUAUCAGAACCUCAGGCAACCUUCUAUUUGUUUAUCGACUUCAGCUCCUAUUACGGGUCUGAGGUGGAAGGUUUUGGCACUAUCAAUGACUCUGAGUCCCUCUGCAUGUUCCUGUUAGAAAAAGCACAGGUUGCGCUUGUCCCUGGGGAUGCAUUUGGAGAUGACAAGGGUGUUCGCAUUUCAUACGCUGCAGCUAUGUCAACACUGCAAACUGCAAUGGGGAGGAUAAAUGAAGCAAUGACUCUGCUCAGGCCCCCUGUUGCCGUCGAAUGAAACCAACGCCUCGCUAGUCAGUAGUGGACGAAAGGCACCUUCACUUGCAAUGCUCUAUCAGGUUAAAUACAUGUUUCAUUGAUGUAAAAUGGGAUUCAUCUUUUUUUUUUCCUUUCCUUUUGGAAAAAACUGCAAAGAAUCUGCUUUCAUUGACUUUACUUUUGUUUGUAAGUGAAACGUUUGGAAUCUAUACUUGUGACACGGAACAACGGAACUCGGCAACGUUUUUUACCUGCAAAAAUAGAAAUGGAAAACAGGUUUUUUUUUUUU